AUGACAUUUCAAAAGUAUAUGGCCUACCUGGAAUUCAUGAAUAUAUUAAAAGCCAAAAAUCUUUAAGAGCUGUGAUUGUUAUAAAUGCUUCGCAAGGAGAUAUGGAAAUAAUUGAUGUUAAGGAAAUUCUCAUAGGAUUAAUAAUUGCUAUAUUAUUAGACUCUAGCAAAUAUAGUUACCAUAUUUUAUAUGCAAUAGCUCUUCUUAUUGAUCAUCAUAAGCUCAAAGCAUUCACAGAAUUAUUUCGCAAAAAAGGUCAUAUAAAGCAAAUUCUUCAAUUCUCACUAAAUAAUGAGUGGAAUGAGCUCAAUCAUACUAGAGUUCAACCAUCUACUAGUUUGUGUCUUGAACAAAAUAGUGAUAAGCCAGAAGGAGUUUUUAAGUAUGACCUAUCUAUUGCGAAUAAAAUCCAGCAAGAAAAUAAAAAAUUUUCACAAUUCUCUUACAAAGUAAAAAACCCAGGUUUUCCUAAAGUCUUUGUAAUAUUCACAUUUUGGGUUAAGUAUAAUGAACCUUUUAUAAAAACAGAAACAUAUAAGAAGAGGUAUAUAAAACUAUUAUCCAAUGAAGGUGAUAUUUAUGUUAGAUUGCCUUGGGAAACAUAUAUUCUUGAAAAUCUAGCUAUUUCUGAUAAUAAUCGUAAAAGUGCAUCACUUAUUUGCUAUCUUAGAAAAGAUCUACAAGGAAUUGUUCGUGCUCUUAAGACUGAAUUUCUAGAACUAAGAAUCAAGAAAUAUCAUGGUAAAUCUGAUCCAAUGGAAAAAACUCAAGAUUUUAGCAAUGUAAAAGAAUCAUGA
Funneliformis geosporum is the source of this 797-nucleotide messenger RNA. Lineage: Eukaryota; Fungi; Glomeromycota; Glomeromycetes; Glomerales; Glomeraceae. The record is from the annotation of a GenBank genome assembly.